AUGCCAGCAAGCACACGAGCCACUCGUUCUACAGCAAAUUCAGCGACCUCAAGGCCAAGGACUCCUGAUGAGCAAUCUCUACAAAGCCCAACAAUCAUGCCACCCAGCAAAAAAACCAAGCUCAAGGACAGCGGCACACAAACCAAGAGGUCGAAGCCUAACGCAAUACCAAGUACAGAGAGACGAACGAAAAAGCCAAAGAACGAAGCUCAUGACGCGAAGAGCAAGCCCAAGAGCAGCGUCAGCCAGGACACCUCAGAUAAAGUCAUGGUCUUAAAACGACCUGGAAAACAACCAUCUUCUUCAUCAGGACUUUACGGUGGUGACGAAGAUAGUGGAGAGUCUCAAGAUGAUUCUCAACUUUCCCUUCCAGAAAGUACUAAGAACAAAGAGAAAGCAGCUGAAUUCAUAUCCCCGAAACUCUUCAAACGGGCCAAAGCUGUCUCCUGGGAUUCGGCUGCUUCUAAUAUGACCGGUAAAACCGGUCCAGUCACUGAGACUAUUGUACAGGCUGGGAGGAAACGAAAAAGGAAUGUUUUGAAAGAUGUUUCACUCAAAAAGAAGAAACAAGGUGCUGAGACGAAGCGGAACCGAUGGGGCGAGACUCUCAGUGAAGAAGAGGAGAGGGAGAAAGAAGAAGACGGUGAUGAGCUAUCUCCUUCACUGAACCCUUCGCCUACUACUCUCGAAAUGUUGAUUCGAGGAGUCAAGCGAAAGGUCAAUAAAGCAUUUGUGAGGUCUCCCAAAAGUACGAUAGGGCCACGGCGCUCUAUCGAUGGAGAGAAAGACUUCAGCUUGUACGGCUUUCCUCCCACGCCAGGUGUAUCAAGAAGCAUCGAAGUCGCGAGUUGGCCUCCUAUAACUCUAAGUGCGGAAGAAGUCAAGGUUCUCUUUGAACAACUAUGUCAAGACUGUCACUUCGUGAAGGCUUCCUUGACUUGGAUUCCAUGGGGGUCAGUUGACAGCGAAAAACGAACCAUAUCAUGGACGUAUCCUUUGUCUGACGAUGACAAAAUUUCGUCCCAUCCAAAUCCGCCUGUGCAGGAAGCCGGAAAAAGAAGAGGUUCAUCAAGUACUCCAGAAUCUCUAGGCUUUGGAUCCCUCUAUCGUGAUUUCUACGAGACCAUUGAUGCCUUGGAUUUACACCUCACCUUUACAUUGACGAAGAAUGGUGAACCAUAUGUGGUAUCGGAGAUAGGCCUGAAUCCUCUCGAACGAAGAGUAGGGCCCCGUGGCGAAACAGUAGUAAGCUGGCGGGAAAGAUACAAGCACGAUUGGGACAUGGAUGAUGACGGGAACUACCAUGCAAGAGAGAGAGACAAUAAGUCCUUCGCGAUAAUCGCCGAGUCAAAAUAUGUGCCCCUUGGCUCACGGGAUGGAGUGGCAAGCGAGCUGUUUUCGAGUGGCUCUAAACAUAAAGAUGCUAGAAUGAGUUCAUUGUCGCCCGGGAAAGGGAGAGACAAGAGAAGAGUUUCAAAUGACCUUUCACUUUCAGAGGCACAAGAAUAUGAUUCAGAGGAAUCUUUCCACGCCUCUAAAACCAGGAGACGACAAUCACUUUCCAGUAACCCAAUGUCACCUCGCGCUCGUCUACCAUCAAAGCCGGCAAAACAGCAGCUGAAUUCCCCUUCUGUUCUUGCACAGAAAGAUGGAACAGAGCAAGACUCAGACGACGAUGAACGUGCAGCAGACCCAGAGCUAUACAGAAGACUUCAAGAAAGACUGAAGGAAUUGUCCGUUGGCGCUCCAAUGAUCUGCUGGACGCCGCGACUAUUCAUGAAAGAGGAUGGAACUCGCCGAUCCCUCAAGGAACGUCUAGAAUUACAAAUCAUAUACCGUGAGGCAGAGGCAAAAGACCGUGAGGAAGAAGCCAUGAAGACCCGUACUAUUAGGACAAGAAAUCUGAGUUUUGACGAACAAGAAGAUACGAGCUUUGGAGAUCCAUCAAAAGGUUGGUUCAAAGAGAUUGUAGCCACGCCUAUGAGCAUAAGCCACGAAGAAGCCGAGAAAAGACUCAACUAUCUUGCAGGAAUGGGCUCACCAAUCUGGGCCAAACCAGCUGCGAGACGAAAUAGCUGGGUACGAAAGUAUGAAAUAUUCGAUCCAGCGUCUCGUCCUCAUGGCAUUUGUAAUUGCCCUCCAAAGAAAGCGUCAAUCUUCCCUGUGUGGUCAAAACUCCAAGUCUCAGGGAAAGAUCCAAAGUCUCCCAUGAGAUCAGGUGCAAUUUUGGAGCUUAGAGGUCAAUGCCGCACUUGUGGCAAGCUGAUUUCGAAGACGGAUUCAAGGGGUAUAGGAGAGAAGAAUGCUCCUACUGGUGAGCCAGGGCAAGAUAUGGUAGAACACGAUGAAGCAAUUGUAGCUACGAAUGGCCGUCAUCAUGUCCACUUUGCAAAUCAGGGGGUAGAGGAAGACGACAGAUGGAUCUUAGGAGCGCCUCCACCGCUUAAAAAUGGGGUAAAAGCAGGCUCAAGCAAGAAUAGGAAACGUAACCCCGCCGCCAAGAAAAAGUCCAAAAAAAGAGCUGCUGUUACUAAUAAGAAAGCCAUUUCAACGGAUUCCCAGUCGAAGAUCGCACCCAAGACGCAAGAGGCAAAGAAAAGGAAGAAGCCAGCAAAGAAAGUGGUGUAA
Molecule: messenger RNA, 2628 nt
Organism: Glarea lozoyensis ATCC 20868
Lineage: Eukaryota; Fungi; Ascomycota; Leotiomycetes; Helotiales; Helotiaceae
Exons: 1
Coding region: 1-2628 (875 amino acids)
Source: RefSeq, a predicted model, not a curated record